UAUGCAUCUAAGCACCGCCCAGAGCAAAGGAUCUUGAAGAUCUGGAAAUACUGGAAAGUCCAGCAUUGCAUUACCAGGAAGUCAGGGGGAAACAAAUACUACACACCACAUAAGUGAACCAAGCGGUCAGGUCUUUGUAUGUGGCAUAACGUCGAAUAUGGCCGCUUUCGAAACGGAGCAUUCUGCACUCCUUAAAAUGUCAUCUGCCGCGUUUUACGCUUGUAGUUCGUUUUUGAUCACAGUAGUAAACAAAAUUGUUCUCACGAACUUCAGGUAGGUGGCGCGUUAAUGCAAAUGAUUGUGGCAUUUGUUGAUAUAUAACUUUUUGUGACAUCAAAUGUAUAUUUAAUUGCACGCACUUUCUAGAUUUCCUUCAUACAUCUGUCUUGCAAUUGGUCAGGUAUGUAGCCUAUGGGUCUAUUUGGUUGGCUUUUUUAUUCCUAUCCACUGGCUGAAUGAUGGUCAUUGUAUUAACUCAUGUAAUCCUCCUAGAUGAUCACCACUAUUGUAAUCCUGUAUGCUGCAAAAAUGAACCAAACUGUUCAUUUUCAGGAAUUUGACCGAAGUGUUUUUAUUAAAAUUUUCCCUCUCCCUUUACUGUAUGUUGGAAACCACAUAACAGGACUCGCAAGCACAAAAAAAUUAAGCUUACCCAUGUUUACAGUGUUACGAAAAUUCACCAUCUUAAUAACGAUGAUAAUGGAAGUGUUUGUAUUAAGAAAAACCUUUUCUCAGAACCUGGUCUACAGUGUGGUGGCUAUAGUGGUCGGUACCUUGAUUGCUGCCAGCUCUGACCUGGCCUUCGAUAUAGAGGCCUACACCUUCAUCCUCCUCAAUGACUUCUUCACAGCUGCCAACAAUGUGUACACCAAGAAGAAGCUGGGCAGCGAUGGUCUUGGGAAAUACGGUGUGUUGUAUUACAAUGCGGUGAUCAUCGUCAUCCCUACAAUCUUGGCAAGUGUUCUAACAGGGGAUUUAAACAAGGCAAUAGCCUUUGAAAAUUGGGGGAACCCCACUUUCACUAUUUGUUUCCUUCUGACCUGCAUAAUGGGCUUUGUUCUUAUGUAUUCCAUAGUUCUCUGCAGCCACUAUAACUCAGCGCUUACUACAACAGUAGUGGGAGCAAUAAAGAAUGUUGCAGUAGCCUACAUUGGAAUGUUCGUCGGUGGUGACUACCUGUUCUCCUGGCCAAACUUCCUGGGUCUAAGUAUAUGUAUGUCGGGCGGACUGGUGUAUUCCUACUUUACCUUCUACAAGACAGCGCAGACCGAAGAUCCAGAAAAACAGCAGAGCAUUCUCCUUGAAGAUACUUUGACGUUGUCUUCCAAAGUAGGGGAUAAUUAACCUUCCACUGUGCUCAAUGGAAGAAAAUUAUAAGACUUUCCUGAUUGUUAUUUAUUUUAUAAAAUAAACAAUUUACAUAAAUCUUU
Messenger RNA from Gadus macrocephalus (Pacific cod), 1430 nucleotides. RefSeq names its product solute carrier family 35 member D2 (gene slc35d2). The record is from RefSeq and is a predicted model, not a curated record. Gene Ontology annotation, molecular function: antiporter activity; GDP-fucose transmembrane transporter activity. The transcript is spliced from 10 exons. Bases 493 to 1344 code for a protein of 283 amino acids. Lineage: Eukaryota; Metazoa; Chordata; Actinopteri; Gadiformes; Gadidae. Gene Ontology annotation, cellular component: Golgi apparatus.